Messenger RNA from Ostrea edulis (European flat oyster), 810 nucleotides. RefSeq lists its product as uncharacterized. NCBI's taxonomy places the organism in Eukaryota, Metazoa, Mollusca, Bivalvia, Ostreida, Ostreidae. The transcript has a single exon. The coding region runs from base 1 to 810 and encodes 269 amino acids. The record is from RefSeq and is a predicted model, not a curated record.
AUGUGUCACAUAGACGCACCCGUUACAAAGCUCCCUGCAGAAUGUAUGUAUUACAUAGACGCACCCAUUACAAAGCUCCCUGCAGAAUGUAUGUAUUACAUAGACGCACCCAUUACAAAGCUCCCUGCAGAAUGUAUGCAUUACCCACCCAUUACAAAGCCCCCUGCAGAAUGUAUGCAUUACAUAGACGCACCCAUUACAAAGCUCCCUGCAGAAUGUAUGCAUUACCCACCCAUUACAAAGCCCCCUGCAGAAUGUAUGUAUUACAUAGACGCACCCGUUACAAAGCUCCCUGCAGAAUGUAUGUAUUACAUAGACGCACCCAUUACAAAGCCCCCUGCAGAAUGUAUGUAUUACAUAGACGCACCCAUUACAAAGCUCCCUGCAGAAUGUAUGCAUUACCCACCCAUUACAAAGCCCCCUGCAGAAUGUAUGUAUUACCCACCCGUUACAAAGCCCCCUGCAGAAUGUAUGUAUUACAUAGACGCACCCAUUACAAAGCUCCCUGCAGAAUGUAUGCAUUACCCACCCAUUACAAAGCCCCCUGCAGAAUGUAUGUAUUACAUAGACGCACCCGUUACAAAGCUCCCUGCAGAAUGUAUGUAUUACAUAGACGCACCCAUUACAAAGCCCCCUGCAGAAUGUAUGUAUUACAUAGACGCACCCAUUACAAAGCUCCCUGCAGAAUGUAUGCAUUACCCACCCAUUACAAAGCCCCCUGCAGAAUGUAUGUAUUACCCACCCGUUACAAAGCCCCCUGCAGAAUGUAUGUGGUUGUCAGACUGGCUCAAUGGUCAGAUAACUGGGUAG